This is a messenger RNA of Ilex paraguariensis (yerba mate), 713 nucleotides long. The record is from the annotation of a GenBank genome assembly. NCBI's taxonomy places the organism in Eukaryota, Viridiplantae, Streptophyta, Magnoliopsida, Aquifoliales, Aquifoliaceae.
AAUAUCUAAUAAACCUGUGCCUGAGUUUGCUUCGUUGACUUGUCUCGACACUCACUCGCUCACUCAUAAUCACCAUGGCAUCCAUGAAAGAAAAGAAGAGUGGUCGCCGUUUCCUUUGGCUCUGUUGCUCCGUGAUUGAGCUCAAGGAGAAGAAGAAGAAAAUAACUGACACUGAUAGUGAUGGCGGCCCACAUCAAAACGAUGUUUCGUCGAUCAUUUUUGGGCGGGAAAGCAAACGAUCAAGCGCGUUCGUCUGUUGCUCCGUGAUCGGUGGACCGCCUCCUUCCCCGAAGCCACUUCAUGAUCAAAAAAUUGAUCAUCCUUCUGAUAUGGGUAUGGCAAAGAGUGCUCUAGCAGUGGUGCCAGUGCCACACAAGGAUGUCUAAAAAAAGAGCAGAUAACAUAAACUGAUUUAUGGUUGGUCUGCAUUUCCUUGGUGGGAAAAAAUUGCACUACCUAAAUAAGUGUUAUACCAUGAGUGGUUGUCGUAUCGAGCUGAUAAUGUGUAAUAUGUAUUUUAAUGUUAUUCUCGUCGAAAAUGUCAUAUAUGUAUAUAUAUAUAUUAUUUUCUCAGGCUGGCUUGGCAAAAUAUUAUUGUAAGGGUGUGUGAGCAAAGCUGUUGUUUGUUUGGGCAUAAGUAAUUUGGAGAUGGUAGAAACGUUGCAAGUUUACUGUGGUGAAUCAAGUUAGUCUUCUUUUUUUUUUUUUUUUCU